Molecule: messenger RNA, 933 nt
Organism: Carassius auratus (goldfish)
Lineage: Eukaryota; Metazoa; Chordata; Actinopteri; Cypriniformes; Cyprinidae
Product: U6 snRNA-associated Sm-like protein LSm7
Exons: 4
Coding region: 55-366 (103 amino acids)
Biological process (GO): nuclear-transcribed mRNA catabolic process; mRNA splicing, via spliceosome
Cellular component (GO): Lsm1-7-Pat1 complex; U2-type prespliceosome; spliceosomal tri-snRNP complex
Molecular function (GO): RNA binding
Source: RefSeq, a predicted model, not a curated record
AGUCAGGCGUCAAAUGUCAACGCAGAGUGGGCGGGGCGUACAGGAGUUUUGAACAUGGCGGAUAAAGACAAGAAAAAGAAAGAAAGUAUUUUUGAUUUGUCGAAAUACAUCGAUAAACAUAUAAGAGUAAAGUUCCAAGGAGGCCGUGAAGCUAGUGGAGUUUUAAAAGGCUUCGACCCGCUGUUGAAUCUUGUGUUGGAUGGCACCAUUGAAUACAUGCGAGAUCCUGACGAUCAGUAUAAGCUGACCGAAGACACCAGGCAGCUCGGUCUGGUUGUGUGUCGAGGGACGUCCGUUGUGCUGAUCUGUCCACACGACGGGAUGGAGGCCAUUCCAAACCCUUUUAUUCAACAGCAGGAUGGAUAAUAUUCAGCUGUGUUUUCUUUUCUUUUUUCUUUCAUUGUUUGAUGGCUGGUGAAGAAAAUACAUGGUUUUUGAUAGGUCUGAAAUCAUAAAAAAUACAUUUUGUAUUUAGACUCAGGAUAAAUGGUUUUGGUUGGUUUUGUUUCUGUUGUUUAUGAAACCCACAUUUUUUGAGUGUGUUGGUUAUGAUCUCAAUUAUAAGCAUGUUUGGUGUUCAUGAAAAUGGGUGCGUUAUAAUGUUGCCCUAGUUCUUUCAGUGUCGUUUCAUUAAUUUGGAUGUUAAUAAACAUCUGGGAUGUAACCAUUACUAAAUUUAGCAAAAAGAAAGAUGCCUGUUCCUUAAUGGGUGAUUAUCUUUUCAGAAGGAUUUUGUACAUGCACAAACAGUCGGACAUUCAGCAAGCUUUCAGAGAACGUUUUUGUGUAAUCUAAAUGUAAACUGUAUUUUGAAGGUCUUCGGUUCUGAGAAGCCUUGAGAAAACCCUUUGUUCUUUCACUUUUGUGGUGUUGUCUCCUCUGUUUUACACUCACAAAACGAAUGGCUAAGAUUAAAGACUGUUAUGGACCCUU